AUGCUUCGCUCUACCGACUUAUUUUUUGUCGUGUUGGGAUUUGUCGUCUACACACUCAUCGACAUACAAAGUAAACAACGGGAUAUUUUGAAAAAGUGAGUUUUUUUAUAAAAAUGAGUAUUUUUUUGAAUUUAGGAUACAAAAUCAACCGGAAAAUACACAAGAAAAUGUCAAAAACGCGCCAGUUGCUUGGGUACGUGGGAAAAAGGUACGUUCUAGUGGGACAAAAAAUGCAAAAAAUGAGGUAUAAAAUGGUAACAACUAGUUAUAGAGUUAUAAUCACUAAAUUAGUUUGACAUUAAUUUUAAAUGUGUAAAUAUAUUUUUAGAGUUCAACGGAUUACCUAAAGCACAUAAAGACUGUAUUUAAACGAGUGGGCUACGAUGUCGUAGAAGGUGAAGCUGAGCCACAAAAGUGGGAUGUCUUUUGGUCUCACGAAUAUCCAUUUACAACAUACAAAGAUGUUAUACAGAAGGUACAGCCAACGCAAUUGGUCAACCAUAUACCUGGUAGUUCGUAUUACACCUUUAAAGUAAGGAUUUUUGAAAUAAUCAACACUGCCGUACCUUACCAUUCUACCUUACUCUAUGCUACAUUAUUUUGCCAAAAGCAAUCUUAUUUUUUGCGCAAAAUUUUUUUUUCGUAUUUUACAGACAAUUAUUUUAGGUAUUCCUCGCAACAGCAGGAUUGUCCAAAGGAAUUCCGAAGUCAUUUGCUUUACCUCAACAAAGCCAUGAUUUCAAAGAAUAUGCCAAAAAGAAUCCAAAGGUACAGUGGGUUCAGAAGAGUAACGCUCAUCGAGAAAUUCGAAUUUUAAAGACUGACCAAGUAGAAUUGAGUCGUGCUGAUAGUUUUGUACAGGAAUAUGUCAGUAAUCCAUUAUUGAUUGACGGAAAGUAAGUUUUUUUUUCAAAACUUAAAAAUUAUUGCAAAUUUUUUGUCAACAGUGAAAAAAUAUUAAUAAUUUUUGAAAAAUAGCAAAAUCUUUGCUGAGAAGAGUGAAAUUCACUUUUUAGGAAAUUUGAUCUUGGUAUCUACACCGUUGUGACAUCUUUAUCACCACUACGAGUUUACAUUUACGAAAAUGAAAUUUUACUUCGAUUCUGUCCAAAAGAAUACCAUCCAUUUGAUGCCAAUGACUUGGAUAAAUACGUCGUUGCUGAUGAUUACACACCUAUUUGGGAGGUAUGUUUUUAAAACAAGAUUCUUUUAUUUACUUCAAUAUCUUUCUAUAAAAUUUCUAUUGUUGUCUUGGAUUUUAUUUUGUUGUUUUACACAGUUUUAUAUUGUUUUUUAAAGUAAACAAGUUAAUUUACAUUCCAGAUGCCUUCAUUCAACAAUACCUACAAUACUCAAACGUUGUCGUUCAAAAACUCGUUGGCGGUUUAUCUGGAAUCUCAAGGAAAAUCGAUAAAUACAAUUAUGGAUCAAAUACGAUCGACGAUUCGUGAAGUUUUUGAACGACUAAAUCAAAAAAUGACAUCAAAUUUGCAUUCGUUCGAAAACUCAGAAGUAUUUUUCGAACUAAGCAGAUUUGACUUUUUGAUUGACGAAGAUUUAAAUGUGUAUUUGAUGGAAGCUAACAUGUCACCAAAUUUGAGUUCUCAGCAUUUUAAGCCUAACGCUUUAUUGUACGAGCAGUUAUUGAUCAACAUGUUUUCAUUACUGGGCAUCAGCAAUACUUAUAAGCUCGCCAAGGAAGUAAAGUAGGUUUUUCUAAUGUAAUUAUAAAUCAGAUGGAAAAAAUGUCAAGCUUAUUAUGAAGCAAAUUUUAGGUCAGACAUUUCACUGCGUCAAAUUGAAGUCCCAGACAGAUCCUUAUUUAUAAAUUUACCAAGUUGUAACCAAAAGUGUAAAGAUUGCCCGGAAACUGUGGAAAUGUGCCAGCUAUGUGCCAAUUGUAUGCCAAAUUCGCUAAAACUACACUUGGAAAAUGCAUAUUACGAACACUUAAAUCGACGUGAAAUGAAAAGAGUUGCCCCGAGCGUAGAAGACGCUUUUUCAAAACUGACGAAGUUCGACAGGUUACAACAAAUUUGGUUUAAGAAUAAGUGUUUGGAGGACAAAAUUUACUGUUGA
This is a messenger RNA of Bursaphelenchus okinawaensis, 2079 nucleotides long. NCBI's taxonomy places the organism in Eukaryota, Metazoa, Nematoda, Chromadorea, Rhabditida, Aphelenchoididae. The record is from the annotation of a GenBank genome assembly.